This is a messenger RNA of Sinocyclocheilus rhinocerous, 1285 nucleotides long. Its product is annotated as C->U-editing enzyme APOBEC-2-like. Gene Ontology annotation, molecular function: RNA binding; cytidine deaminase activity. The transcript has 4 exons. The record is from RefSeq and is a predicted model, not a curated record. The coding region runs from base 17 to 796 and encodes 259 amino acids. Gene Ontology annotation, cellular component: nucleus; cytoplasm. NCBI's taxonomy places the organism in Eukaryota, Metazoa, Chordata, Actinopteri, Cypriniformes, Cyprinidae. Gene Ontology annotation, biological process: cytidine to uridine editing.
GUGUUCAGUUCUAGAGAUGGCCGACAGAAAGAGCAGCAGCAGCGGAGGCGCCAGCUCUCGUCUGACCGUCAGGAGGAAAGAGAGAGCAGAAAAUGAGGCCAAGAAAGAGGAGAAACCUCCUAAAGAAGGAGAGAAAGCCGAGGUGAACGGGACAAGUGUGCCGGCGGAGAACGGAGAGGCCGCCACCGGAGACGGAGCCACGGCGAACGGAGAGAACGCAGAGAAACCGGAGCCCAUGGAGCUGCCGCCGUUUGAGAUCAUCACCGGGGAUCGCAUGGACCCGUUUUUCUACAAGUUCCAGUUCAAGAACGUGGAGUACUCCUCCGGCCGGAACAAAACCUUCUUGUGUUACAUGGUGGACCAGGGGCCCGGCUCCGGAGGGCUCCUCAGGGGCUUCAUCGAGGACGAGCACGCGAGCGGCCACGCCGAGGAGGCCUUCUUCCAGCAGGUCCUGCCCAACUACGACCCCGCCCUCAAAUACACCAUCACCUGGUACAUGUCGUCCAGCCCGUGCGCCGCCUGCGCCGCGAAGCUGGCCGAGAUCCUGAAGGCCAGGAAGAGCCUCCAUCUGUCCAUCUACUCCGCGCGGCUCUUCGAGUGGGAGGAGCCUGAGAUCCAGGCGGGGCUAAAGGCGCUGGCGGCCGCCGGCUGCAAACUGCGUGUGAUGAAGCCGAUGGAUUUCACCUACACCUGGAACACGUUCGUGGAGAACGACGAGCAGACGUUCACGCUUUGGGAGGACUGCCAGGAGAACUACGAGUACUACCAAGACAAACUGGCCGACAUCCUGCAGUGAUGAUAAAGAAGCGAUAGCCGACAAACACUUGUCCGAAAGUGAAGAGAAUGUGUGUGUUUGUGUGAACGAGAGAGAAAUGCAUGUUUAAAUACAUUGUGUGAUGCUAGAAUACUGACAGAUUCAUUUAGUAACCUACUUUCAUGUUUUCUGUAGCUCUGUGAAGUAAAGAGGAUUUAUACUUUUUAAUAAUUCGUUUUAUAUUUGAAUGAGCCACUUUGCAGUGUACGUUGUUUUGGUGCGACACGUUUCAUAUUUCAUACAGUUUAUAUUCUGAACUUCAGCUUCACUUAAUUUAUCAUUUUAUAUUCACUCUGGUCAAAGUACAAAUUCAUACCGAGCACUGUGAAAUAUGGUUUUGUAUUAACACUAAGAAAACUGAAAAUAUGUUGCAGCUGUAUAUGAAAUAGUUGGAAAUAUUGUGCAAGCAAUAAAUAAAUAAAAAUAUUGCACGGGGAACUACUUUCACUAUUUUGGAAAACGAAUAAAACU